AUGUCCCGGUCUUUCUAUGUCGACUCCUUAAUCAUCAAAGACUCCUCGAGGCCAGCUCCGUCCCUGCCUGAGCAUCACCACGGCCAGGACUUCUUCAUCCCUCUCAGCAUGCCGUCCCCCCUCGUCAUGUCGGUGUCGGGCCCGGGCUGCCCGUCCCGCAAGAGCGGCGCUUUCUGCGUCUGCCCGCUCUGUGUCACCUCGCACCUGCACUCCUCCCGCGGCGGCGGCGGCGGCGGCGGCGCCAUCCCCCUCGUCAAGAGCCAGUUUCCCGGCGGCGGCGGCGAGGCCCCGUGCUGCCCGCGGGCGGGCCACGCUCACCACCCGCCGCAGCACCCGCCGCCCGCCGCCGCCGUGCCCGCCGCCGCCGCCGCCCUGGGGCACCCGGCGCACCACGCACCUGCCUGCGCCGCCGCGACCUACAGCGUGAGCGACCCCCGGAGGUUUCACUGCCUCGGCAUGGGAGGGUCCGAUUCCAGCCAAAUUCAAAACGGGAAAAGGAUGAGGACGGCUUUCACCAGCACCCAGCUCUUGGAGCUGGAGCGGGAGUUCUCCUCCAACAUGUACCUGUCCCGACUGCGGAGGAUCGAGAUAGCCACUUACCUGAACCUGUCCGAGAAGCAAGUGAAAAUCUGGUUCCAAAACAGGAGGGUGAAACAUAAGAAAGAAGGCAAAGGCACCCAGCGAAACUCGCACGGGGGUUGCAAGUGCAGCACCAGCCAGGGGCAUUACCCCAGGUCAGAGGACGAAGAAUCUUUAUCCCCCUCAUCGGCGACCGAGGAUAAAGAGAUCUCGCUGCUAUAG
This is a messenger RNA of Rhea pennata, 801 nucleotides long. RefSeq names its product GS homeobox 2 (gene GSX2). Gene Ontology annotation, molecular function: sequence-specific double-stranded DNA binding; DNA-binding transcription factor activity, RNA polymerase II-specific. Gene Ontology annotation, cellular component: nucleus. Bases 1 to 801 code for a protein of 266 amino acids. The record is from RefSeq and is a predicted model, not a curated record. Gene Ontology annotation, biological process: regulation of DNA-templated transcription. Lineage: Eukaryota; Metazoa; Chordata; Aves; Rheiformes; Rheidae. The transcript has 2 exons.